ACGAUUAAUCAAAUUGAUAAUGUCAAUGUAGUGAAAUGAAUGAAUGAUGAAAAUCUGGAUGGAAAUUGUUUGAAAACUCAUCGUUAUUGUAAUAAAACAACUUACUUAGACUGGGUGUUGGCAAUUUUUUUUUGUUUGUUCUGUUUUUGAGAAUAAAGAAUUAUGUUAACAAUACAGCGAAAAUGGAUAAUUUCAAUGUUAGGAAUAUAUUCCUGUGGUCUAAUGUAUGUAGUUCGUGCAGGUAUUAGUGUGGCAAUGGUUCGCAUGACAAUGGUGAAGAAUGAAAAUGAUAAUUUAAGUAACAGCAGCAGCAGCAGUAUUUCAUCAAAUGCACCAACAUUUGAUUGGAAUGAAACUUUACAGGGUAUUAUAUUGGGUGGUAUAUUCUAUCUAUAUUGGAUUGUACCAACAAUUGUUGGCAGUUUAAUCGAACGUUAUGGUGCCAAAUGGUUUGCAUUUAUCGGUGUUAUUGGGCCUUGUAUUUUGACGGCAAUUACACCAUGGAUUGCUACCGUAAAUGUUUAUCUUUUAAUUGUUGUCAUGAUUUUGGUUGGUGUUACACAGGCAUUUACAUAUCCGGCAUUAUUUCACCUAUAUGUACGAUGGUUUCCACCAGAAGAACUUUCAAAAGCUAAUUCAGGUAUACAAGUUGGUGCAUCACUUGGUGGUAUCAUAAUAUAUUCAAUUGGUGGUUAUCUUUGUGAAACAACAAUUGGUUGGCCAUUAGUAUUCUAUGUUAGUGCUGCAACGCAUAUCCCAUGGUUAUUUCUUUGGCUUUAUUUUGGUUCCGAUCAUCCGGAUAAACAUAUGGAUAAUGAUAUUAAUAUGAAAUCAUCAUCAUCAUCAUCGAUGAUGAAUGAAAAUCAAAAGAAUAAAAAAAUACGCACACCGUGGUUAGCGAUACUUAAAUCCGGUGCUGUAUGGUCAUCACAAUUAAGCAAAUUUGCCUGUUCAUAUGGUUUCUAUAUGUUAAUGAGUAAAAUACCUGCAUAUUUGGACCGUUUAUAUAAUAUUAAUAUCGUUGAUAAUGGUUUUAUCUGUGCAGCUGCUUUUGCUAGUUAUGGCCUAUCGUGUUUCAUUGCACCAUACAUAUCGAAUUGGAUGAUCGAUCGUUUGAAUAUAUCGGUAUUGACGACAAGAAAAUUAUUCCAAGCCGUUGCCAUGUUAAUACCAUGUAUAUGUCUAUUGGCCAUUACAUUUGUCUAUGAUAAAACAAUAAUGAUUAUAUUAUUAAUAAUGGCAAUGUUAAGCUAUGGUUUUUUUACCGGUGGUGAAUGGACAAUGAUUUCGGAAUAUGCACCAAAUUUUGUCGGUGUUGUUAGCGGUUUUAUACACAUCCUUGGUUUUAUGUCGGGAUUUUUAGCACCAUAUAUUGUCGGCGUGAUAUUGGAUUCAAAUAUUGGUGAUGAACGUUUCAAAUGGAAUGUUGCAUUUUGGAUCAGCGCAGCAUUAUAUUUUAUCGGUUAUUUGGCAUUCUGGUUUCUAUGCACUGUUGAACAGCAAAAUUGGGAUAAAAUAUAAUAAAUUUUUUUCGUU
Molecule: messenger RNA, 1536 nt
Organism: Dermatophagoides farinae (American house dust mite)
Lineage: Eukaryota; Metazoa; Arthropoda; Arachnida; Sarcoptiformes; Pyroglyphidae
Product: sialin
Biological process (GO): monoatomic anion transport; transmembrane transport
Cellular component (GO): membrane
Molecular function (GO): transmembrane transporter activity
Source: RefSeq, a predicted model, not a curated record